Messenger RNA from Lachancea meyersii CBS 8951, 570 nucleotides. The record is from the annotation of a GenBank genome assembly. NCBI's taxonomy places the organism in Eukaryota, Fungi, Ascomycota, Saccharomycetes, Saccharomycetales, Saccharomycetaceae.
AUGAACUUUAGUGCUACCGUAAAUGUCCUGCGGCUUUUUGUGAACCCUAAGCUGUGCAUUCCACAAACUACCAUUGAAAACUUUGGGCAACUUCCAAUACCAAUUGGACCCUCCAUCAAAGCAGUUGUUUUGGACAAGGACAACUGUUUCGCAUACCCACAUACUAAUAAUGUGUGGUCGGACUACGAGCGGAAGAAAACAUGGACGAAGCUCAAAGAGACGUAUCCCGGUGCUUCGCUACUAAUCGUGAGUAAUAGCGCCGGUAGCAGUGACGACGCUGGCGGCAUACAAGCCACAAAUUUGGAGCAAACAGUAGGUGUACCGGUGCUGCGCCAUUCAGUGAAGAAACCAGGGUGUCGCGAUGAGAUCUUGGAUUAUUUUGCAAAGCACAAUAUUACCAGUGAACCGCACGAAAUUGCCGUUGUUGGGGAUCGGCUUUUUACUGACAUACUCAUGGCGAACUUAAUGGGUAGUCACGGUGUGUGGGUAAGACAAGGCGUAAAACCUCCUACGGGCCCUCUAACAUUUAUCGAGCGGAAACUGUAUAAAUGGAUGAGCCCUGAAAGUUAG